CCGGCUGUGCGCUUCGCGGGGGUGUAACUUGAGAGCUUUCGCUACAAAGUCCCAGCGCCUAUUGCAGAAGCCGACAGAAAGCUCACGAAGUCGAAUCCGGCUCAGGACGCGGCCGCGUUUCUCGCUUCGGGAAGAUCCGGAGAAGAACGCUGAAGGUUGGCGGCGGCGGCGCCUUGCCGGAUUUAUGCUUGCGCGGGACGAAGCGCCGCGGCCAAAGACCGGGACCCUGGCGCAUCCUUUUCUUCCUACCCUCCGAGGGACGGAGCCCGGGAAGACGGAGUAGUUGGGGACAACUCUUAAGCCGGCAGGAGGAGGAAAGUAUCUGAGUAUCCAACUGGGAGCCAGAGUGAAGAAGAAGAAAAGAUAACAGGAUGACAGCUCUGUGGUGUGAUCUUCUUAGGGUUCUGAUGGUCGCAAUAAUAUGUCCUAGGAUAUCUGCAUCCACAGAAGGAUCCAGGGAUCCAGAGAUAUUUGACAGUCACAUGCUUGAGACAGAAGAGGAGCAUCUGGUUUUGGAUCCAGGGAGCCAGUUGAAGCUCUACUGCAGUACCAAUCACAGUCUUGUUAUCACGUGGUAUAAGGAAGACAAGCAACUUCCCCCUAGUGAACGCCUCCACAUUCAGCAAAAUUUGCUGGAGAUUCCUGAAGCCACUUACGAAGAUUCAGGAUUAUACUCAUGCCGUGCGCGGAAUACUGGGGAAAGUCUGCGUAAUUUUACUAUCUCUGUUGUAGAUUCAUUGGGUUCAGGAGAUGAUGAUGAAGACAGUGAUGUGGAGAAUUCUCAUAUUGAUUCUAAUGAGGAGCCUGUACAUGCCCAUCGAGCACCCUAUUGGACACAUCCUCAUCGAAUGGACAAAAAGCUGCAUGCAGUCCCAGCAGGAAACACAGUCAAGUUCCGCUGUCCAGCUUCAGGAAAUCCCACCCCUUCAAUUCGUUGGCUGAAGAAUGGGCGGGAAUUCCGUGGGGAGCACCGUAUUGGAGGAAUUCGGCUCAGGCAUCAACACUGGAGUUUGGUCAUGGAGAGUGUGGUACCUUCCGAUCGAGGCAACUAUACUUGCUUGGUGGAGAAUAAAUUUGGCAGCAUUCGCUACAGCUACUUUCUGGAUGUACUGGAGAGGUCACCACACAGACCUAUCUUGCAAGCUGGGCUGCCUGCCAAUACCACAGCAGUGAUGGGCAGUGAUGUAGAGUUUUUUUGCAAAGUAUACAGUGAUGCACAGCCCCACAUACAGUGGCUUAAACACAUCAAAGUGAAUGGCAGCAGUUUUGGUCCAGAUGGAGUCCCCUAUGUGCAGAUCCUUAAGACAGCAGAUAUUAACAGCUCAGAAGUGGAAGUCCUCUACUUACAGAAUGUCACCAUGGAGGAUGCUGGUGAAUACACCUGUCUGGCUGGAAAUUCUAUCGGCUUGUCCUACCAAUCCGCCUGGCUUACCGUGCUUCCAGAUGAAGAAGAAGUUGAAGAAGUAUAUGCUCCUGAAAUCAAAUACACUGAUAUAAUUAUCUACACUUCAGGGUCUUUAGCUAUUGCUAUGGCUAUUGUCAUUGUUAUUUUAUGCCGCAUGCAAAUUCAGCCAAGCAAGCAGCCUCUGGAACCAAUGGCUGUGCACAAACUCUCCAAAUUUCCUCUUAUUCGACAGUUCUCCUUGGAAUCAAGCUCCUCAGGGAAGUCCACAACAUCACUAAUGCGUGUUACUCGCCUCUCCUCAAGCUGUACUCCCAUGCUAGCUGGAGUUAUGGAAGUGGAACUGCCAUUGGACUCCAAGUGGGAAUUCCCACGGGACAGGCUGGUGCUAGGCAAGCCGUUAGGUGAGGGCUGUUUCGGGCAGGUGGUGAGAGCAGAAGCCUAUGGGAUUGAUCCAGAACGGCCUCUCACUGUUGCUGUCAAAAUGCUGAAAGAUAAUGCUACAGAUAAAGACCUGGCUGACCUGAUCUCGGAAAUGGAGAUGAUGAAACUGAUGGACCAACACAAGAAUAUCAUCAACCUGUUGGGGGUCUGUACCCAAGAUGGUCCUCUCUAUGUGAUUGUGGAGUUUGCUGCCAAGGGGAAUUUGCGAGAGUAUCUGCGAGCUCGCCGACCUCCAACACCUGAUUACACAUUUGAUAUUACCAAGAUGCCAGAGGAGCAGCUUUCCUUCAAAGACUUGGUUUCUUGUGUUUACCAGGUGGCCCGUGGCAUGGAGUACCUGGAGUCCAAGCGGUGUAUUCAUCGGGACCUGGCCGCUCGCAAUGUUCUUGUUACUGAAGAGAAUGUGAUGAAAAUUGCUGAUUUUGGCUUGGCCCGUGGAGUUCAUGACAUAGACUACUAUAAGAAAACCAGCAAUGGUCGCUUGCCUGUAAAAUGGAUGGCACCAGAAGCUCUGUUUGACAGAGUGUAUACACACCAAAGUGAUGUGUGGUCCUUUGGGAUUCUCAUGUGGGAAAUUUUUACACUGGGUGGCUCCCCCUAUCCUGGCAUCCCAGUGGAAGAACUUUUCAAACUCCUGAAAGAAGGUCACCGAAUGGACAAGCCCUCCAAUUGUACCCAUGAACUGUACAUGAUGAUGAGAGAGUGCUGGCAUGCUGUACCUUCCCAACGACCCACCUUUAAGCAGUUAGUGGAGGGGUUGGAUAAAGUCCUGGUUGCUGUCUCGGAUGAGUAUCUGGACCUUUCAAUGCCUUUUGAACAAUAUUCCCCAUCCUGUGAAGACACAACUAGCACCUGUUCCUCUGAUGAUUCAGUCUUCACCCAUGAUCCUUUGCCAAUCACCCCUUGCCUUUUUCCUUAUCACAAUGUAAGGACAUGAGGAGGGAGACAAGCCAUGGACACUAGGGAAGGUGGUUUUUUUUUUUUCUUCAUUCCUAAAGGAUUACCUAAUUUGAGAACUGAAGUUCUCAGAAUGUCCCUGGUCGAAGAAACUGCCUGGAGCUAUAUUAGCAAGAACUUAAAGUCUCAUCAAGCUUCUGGAAUCUGCUGGACAUCUGCUGCCCAAAGUUCACCAACAAGGACCAGAUGGCUUCCUUACAUAUGUCUACCGAUGCUCCAGGCGCUAAUACUGAUGCUUCAAUACCCUGUAAUCUCAGGUCCCCUCAAAGCUGUUGUUCUAGCUGAGCCUUCAGUGCAGCCAGCUGACUGAAGACAAGUAUGACCAGAUUAAUAGGAAGUAAUUUAGUCUUGAAAAGAAGGACACUCUCUAAAGGCAGGAGCUCUUAGGAGCAUCACAGGGUAUCCUGCUUAUUUUUCUGAUACCAUUCCCAAUUUAAUAAUACUUUAAAGAGACUUCAUGAUUUGGCAGGAGUCAGCCAGCCAGCUUUCUCAGGCUGUCCCAUCCUUAUCUGGACACACAAUCACAAGGAUGUCCUACCUAGGACAUGGACCUUUCCUUCUGGCUCCUGAUGUCCUCUGUACAUAACCCUAGAGAUAAAUAUUUAUGUACAUAUCACUUCUAAUGCACAUGAAUGACCCACACCCAUAAAUUAUUUUUUUGGAGUAGAACCUCUGCCUGGAGGUUUUUUUCCUGCAUCUCUGGUUGAAAUGAUUGUUAGACUAGUCUGGCCUCAGUUGGUAUACCUAACUCUCAAUGUGAAGUUCAAAUGCUGCAAGUCAAUUUGGUUCUUGUGUAAGUGAAUAUCUGUGGAGCUUUAGAAAGGAACUGUGUGUCUAAACUCCCUUUUUAACAGCUAGCCAUAAUCUGUCUCCCCCCACUCUUGCCAUGAUCUGUAGAAGAGAAGUUGAUUUGAUUUUUCAAGUCGGGACACUGAUACUCUAAUGCAGCUAAAGCAACAGAGGAUCUGGUGACACUUCAAAUUCCAAUAUAUUUAUUGUAACAUGAGCUUUUGUGAGCGUAACCCAUCUCAUCAAAUGAAAGAAUUGUUAUCUUCAGCUAUUUAACCGAGGAAGUAGAGCAUAAUUCAUCAAAUCUUUUGCUCCAACAAUUUUGUGAUUCUUAAAGGCCAUAAGACUUUUUGUUUCUGGCCCGAUGUCAUGUUCAGCAGGGUCCUUGUUUCACAUUUCACAUCCAAGCCGGAUGUUUUGUCAGGUCACCCCUAAGCACAGUAUUCCUAAAUUUUGCAAUUUUCCCCAAAGUUCCCCAAAAGUUCAUCAUUCAUUGAAAAAUGUAAAAGGAGAAUAGAAGGACGUUUCAGGUGUAGCAUGCUCAACCCCAUUCAGUAAUACCGUAGCUUCUCCCAACUUGGCAUUCUCCAGAUGUAAAACUCCCUGCAGUAUCCAGUAUCCACGGGCAACACAAUUGUGCUGAGAGUUGUCAUCUGGAGUAUACCAGGUUGCGAGGCGAUGGAUGCAUAGGUGCCAUAGCGAGAGCCAUCUCUGUGCCAUGGAAGAGUUGACAUGCUUUGUUUUUCUGGACACACUCUGCUAGGCAGAAUUCAGCUUAGGGACAAAAAUUAAAGAGAUGUAUGAGAUUUAUACCAGCCCUUAGAAAUUCAGCUGUUUCUGUGUUUUAUAAAGAAAUAGAUUUGAGCCCAGAAAGGACUAAACAUAUUCAAGUGCACCUGUGUGGCUUGCUUGCACGCAUAGCAAGUGCACCUGUGUAUUCUACAAUAGUAUGGGAAGGCUAAUGGUGGUGUGUCCAUUCUUAGGAGGUUUGCUCAUGCACAACAUCUGUUCUGCAUUAGCUGCUGUUCCAUUUAAGCCACCAUGAACUCCACUAGCAACAUCUCCCUGAAAUUGAUCUAGCAACUGGCCACUCUUUUCAGAGCCUGGGAAUCUGUCUCAGGAUAUCGCAAAGCCCAGUGGGACUAUUCCACCCCACCCCCUGACAAACAGCCACCCUGUUUUCUUCCUAGCGAUUGGUCGAAGCCCCUCAAAUAUCAAAAGGAGUCCCUUUCCCUGCUUACAAUUCCAGAGGAUCUAACAUACCAAGAAAUAGAACAAAGAUAUUCUGAGGAAACAUUAAAACGUGUAUUCCUUCUGGUUGUGUCCCCUUUCUCCUAUUAAAUAUCCUAAUUUCUAUGCCCCCCCCUUCCACCACUGAACUAUGGCAGAAAACACGGGAUCAGCCCCAGGAGGUGACUGCAGCUGUCCCCCUUCUUCCUUCCCAGCCCACUCCCCCCCCCAAGCCAUCUAUUGGGUUUAAAGUUUCACAAGAGAUCUUGUGAAGGAAUUGUAGCCCCUGCCAUCCACUAGGGAUAGGGUUUCAGCAAGCCAUUUUCCCCAGUGGUGCUUCCUCUCUUCCCAGCUGUAGCCCAUUCCAAUCCAGCUGGGUGAAGAGAUGAGAAAGAAGGCCUCUUCCCUCCCCCCCCAGAAGUUGUUUGUGCUUCUGCAUUUCCUUUUGCUGCAAAGUAAUAUAUAGCAAUGACAUGAGGCAAGUGGUUAUAUGCUGCAGCCAGUGUGGUGGGCAGCUGGAGAUAAGUUUUUUUUAUUUUAGGCCGCAGACUCUAAGACUGUGCAAGAGUUUUCCAAGGACAGAAGAGAUGUUGCAACAGGUGCAAUAGACAUGAGUUGUUGCUAAUCCUUUUGGUUCCCUCUGUUAUCAUCUUAAAACUCAGUCCUGCACGUUCAUCAAUAUAGACCACUUGCACUUUUAUGAUAAUAUAACCCAGGCUUCUCUUAUUAGCAGCUUCCAGAGUCACAUUAAUCCAAGGAUUCUUUUAGCCCAUUCAUGGAGAUUGAUAUUACGGAUGUUUUAGCUUAUUCUGUUCCAUUUUCCAAGAGCAUAACACUGCAGAGCCAACUUUUAUCAAUGGAUCAGAUGGCAGCAUAGAAGUCUGCAUAACAAAUACUGUCCUUCAUACGUGGUUGCAAUAUCAUUAUAUGCAGAUGUCUGUGAAUGUUUACAUUUAUUAGAAAAAUACUUGUUCCGUAGUAGAGGAAUGGUUUUUUUUUUCUAUAGGACACAGGAUUUUGUAAGAAAUAUCCAGCCAGAUUUCUAUGACAUCCCCCUGCCCUCCAGUCAUUUAUCCUGUACAAUGAUCCUACCAUUUACUUUUGCCCAGUCUUAAAAUCAGAAAAAUUCUCAGUAUUAUGAUCAGAAUAAAUGAAGUACUUUUGUAA
Messenger RNA from Pantherophis guttatus, 5989 nucleotides. RefSeq names its product fibroblast growth factor receptor 4 (gene FGFR4). Gene Ontology annotation, cellular component: signaling receptor complex; plasma membrane. Lineage: Eukaryota; Metazoa; Chordata; Lepidosauria; Squamata; Colubridae. Gene Ontology annotation, molecular function: fibroblast growth factor binding; ATP binding; fibroblast growth factor receptor activity. Gene Ontology annotation, biological process: positive regulation of kinase activity; regulation of bile acid biosynthetic process; multicellular organism development. The record is from RefSeq and is a predicted model, not a curated record.